GGCUCCCGCGCGGAAGUGGGGUGGCGGGCUCCGGUGAGGAGCUUUGGAGUGGUUGUCCGGGGUCUAGCCCUUUGUCCAGUGCAGUCGUGGAAAACGGGAAGUCAUCGCUGACUAACCCGGGGGGUACCCUUACCCUCGAUUUUACUGAGGAGGCUGGGAUGAGGCCUCUUCCCAUUAGAUCACACGGUCUUGACCCAAGUUUGUUGCAGAAGGCAGUGUGAUACUCUGUGAAGUGAUACAGUAUGGUGAUUUCGUCUCCCUGCUGAUGACCUGGAAAAAGCAUAAGAAGAUGUGGAAAGUGUUUGGGCCCCUGUACCCACGUGGAAGGCCCAGUUGGGGUUACUGCCUCCUGGCUUCAGACGGGCCCUGCGCUGGCUGUUUUGGCCAUCUGAUUGUACACAGGUGGUGACAUGAGUGACACAGAAGAUGACGAUACUCCUCAGCUUUCUUCCCACGCCUUAGCAGCUCUCCAGGAAUUUUAUGCUGAGCAGAAGCAACAAACUGACCCAGGUGCACAUGAUAAAUAUAACAUCGGAAUAAUAGAAGAGAACUGGCAACUGAGCCAGUUUUGGUAUAGUCCGGAAACUGCCCUACGACUUGCACAGGAAGUGAUUACAGCUGCUGGAGAAGGUGGCAGAAUUGCCUGUGUGAGCGCCCCCAGUGUUUACCAGAAGCUCCGCGAGCUGCACAGAGAAGACUUUUCUGUAUGCAUCUUUGAGUAUGACAAAAGGUUUGCCAUAUAUGGAGAGGACUUUAUCUUCUAUGAUUACAAUAAUCCACUGGAUCUACCUGAACACAUCCCUGCACAUAGCUUUGACGUCGUAGUGGCAGAUCCUCCAUAUCUUUCUGAGGAGUGUCUCAGGAAGACGUCAGAAACCAUCAAGUACUUGACCAAGGCCAAGAUUUUGCUGUGCACAGGGGCCGUCAUGGAAGAACAGGCCGCACAGCUCCUGGGGGUGAAGAUGUGCAAGUUCAUUCCACGGCACACCCGAAACCUGGCAAAUGAGUUCCGCUGUUACGUGAAUUACAAUUCUGGGCUGGAUUGCGGCCUCUAACUGGCAGAGUGACACAAUACGGUAAAGGCCCCGGGUGACAUUUCCACGUCGUUUUAUUUUUUCAGUUGAUUAAAAAGUUAGAACCUCCUCUCCUCCCCUCCAACUGUCCUGGCCUAAUUGUCAAAAUAAGGGACGCUGCCUCUCAUUGUUUCCCUAAGGAGGCAUCCUUGGCGCUGGACUGUCUUCUCUGAACUUGAGUUCAUGGAAUUGGAGUUGGAAGAAAUCUGAGAACCUGUCUAAUCCACUCUCCUCGUUUAACAUAAGAAGUACAGCUUCUUGGCCGCCCAGGGCCUCCUGAAUUAGACAGGACCUUGGCCUCUGCCUCAGGCCAGAGGUUCCCAUACCAGGGGCUCCUUCUGACUGCUCAGCAUCCUGAGACUUGCGAGGGCCCCCAGCCCGCGCCAGCCCCCAGGAGCAGUGCCAUGUCUCCCUGACACUGGCGAGUGUGUGGGUGCCUCUGGGGUUUCUGCUCUUCUUCCCAGGUCUGUGGGGCUGACAGCAGUGUGGCUCCCAGCCAGCUGAGAAGGUGGGAGCACCACCACCUAUACACCAAACGCCACAGCCAAAAACAAGGGGGUGGGUGCAGGCUACAUCGUCACUGCUCGGCACAUCCGUACCGCAUCCAUGCCCCAGAGCAGGCAGGAGGAAGGAACAAGGGUUAGCAGCAGCCUGGGGCAUUGGGCCCUGGGAGAAGAGCCAUCCCCAGAGAUCAGACUCUUGAAUGGAGAAUGGGUUUGUGGGUGGCAGGGGUCGGACUUCGGCAGGGCUGACGGUAACAGGUUCUCUGUGGUGCUGCGAUGUCCAUGUCUUGUGUGUGGUGGCAUGACAGCAUGUGCGUGCCCAGCUGGCGAGGGCUGCACUAGUGCCAGUUCCCUGCUCUGUCAUUCCCUAAGAUGCACCCUCAGGCAAAACUGGGCCAAGGGAGCAACAGCCCGUCUUGUAAACAUUGGCAAUUUCUUGGAAAUCUGCAAUCAUUUUAAAGUAAAAUCUUCCUCAAAACUUAAUGUCCUGGGGCCUGCAUCAUAGCAUAACGGGUAAAGCUGCUGCCUGUGACACCAGCAUCCCAAAUGGGUGCCAGUUGGUGUCCCAGCUGCUCCACUUCCAAUGCAGCGCCCUGCUAAUUCACUAGGGAAAAGCAGCAGAAAAUGGCUCAAGUGCUGGGGCCCCUGCACCCACUUUGCAGACCCAGAUGAAGCGCCUGGCUCCUGGCUUCAGCCUGGCUCAGACCUGGCCAUUGCUGCCAUCUGGGGAGUGAACAAGCAGAUGUCGGCUCUGUCUCUCUGUGUGUCUCUCCCUCUCCUCUCUGAGUUUCAAAUAAAUAAAUAAAUCUUUAAAAAAU
Molecule: messenger RNA, 2394 nt
Organism: Lepus europaeus (European hare)
Lineage: Eukaryota; Metazoa; Chordata; Mammalia; Lagomorpha; Leporidae
Gene: EEF1AKMT1
Product: EEF1A lysine methyltransferase 1
Exons: 7
Coding region: 411-1055 (214 amino acids)
Biological process (GO): methylation
Molecular function (GO): nucleic acid binding; protein-lysine N-methyltransferase activity
Source: RefSeq, a predicted model, not a curated record